UCGUGGAGUCCUUUUAGUUUCACUUCCCUGCUCGGUAGCAAACCCAAGUCGAGAUUUAUUUAGCUUUAAUAAUGUAUAUUAAAUCAGGCAAGCGCAGAUUUCACAACCAUUAGUGAAACUAUGGCGACAGAGAGAUGGUUCUGCUGGCUUUUUAAACUCACGAAGAAGAAAGUAGGGACCUUCAGAAGUAGGAACGACUGUUAACCACUACCAAGGACGCUUUGGUGGUAAAUGUUUAUACAAAGCAGAAUGGACAUAACUGCACAGCCAGAUCACGCCUACACCAACACCAUGUGUGAUGGGAUUAUCCCGACGGAGUUCACUUAUAAAAUGAGCAAUAAAGAAAUAGAAAACUUUGUGAAGUUGCGGGUCUCAAACAGUUACCUGUUCUCUGGAUUGAGAAAUAGUUCCAAGUGGGCAUGGAGGGCCAUCCUGAAACAUAUGGGUUUGCAUCACAGGAUGACUCAUCGUCAAGCCUCUAAAAAAUUUGAAAACCUGAAGAAGAGAUACAAGGAGUUAAAGAAUCCUCCAGCAGGAGUCAAAGUGGUGCCUCAAUCAUGGCCUUUCUUCUCCCUGAUGGAUGAUGCCAUGGAGGGUCGACUGCAGAGUUCAGCUCCUAUCCUGAAAGCCCUUCCUAAUAACAGCAAUGUUAGUGAUUUCUUAAUAGCACCCACACGCAAAAGGAGAAAGGUUUCCAACAUAGGGGUGUCUUCUGCUGUAGACGAGGCAGCAGGUAUUGCAGAGAUUGAGGUUCAGGUGUAUGGAGAUGAGGUUGAGGCUGCUGCGGCAGAGCCUGCAGAAAGUGAGGAGGUAAACGGUUCCAUUCCAGAGGUGGAUAUCAGCACGAACUGCGAGCCACGAGAGAGAAAGAGCGAACAGCUGCUUAUGCAAAGAGAGAAACCGCAUCAGGACGUAGCCGCUCUGGACCGAGAGCGGGCGCUGCUGGAGAGGGAGAGGGCGGUAACGGAGAGGGAAAGGGCUGUGAUGGAAAGAGAGAGAGCAGUGAUGGAGAGGGAACGGGCCGUGAUGGAGAGGGAGCAGGUGAUGCUGGAGAAGGACAGAGACGCUCUGCGAAGCGAGAGGCUGGUUCUGGAAAAGGAAAAAGCAAAGUGGCAGAGACUUCUGGUGCAAAAAGAAAGAACGGAGGAGAUCACUGAAGAAGACAGCAAGGUGAUGAACUCUGAUGCAGUGGAUAAAAGAGAGAGAGUUCUUUCUUUGUUGGAAAAAUUGGCAGAGAACAUUUAAAAAAAAAAAAUCAGUACAAUGACAGUUUGCACUACCUUAACCUUUGGAGGAAAAAUUACAGUGCCUUGCAAAAGCGUUUAUACCUGUUGCAUUAUUUUUAAUUUUGUCAAUUUAAAACUAAAAACUUCAUAGCAUUCGAUGGUAACUUUAUGUAAUAGACCAACACAAAAUAGUGGAUAAGUCUGUCUCCCAGUUGAGAAAGUUUUUUCAGAUUUUUAUUUGUAAAACAUUUAGAAAACUAUGUAUCAUUUACCAUAGUACUUUUUGUUGGUUUGUCACAUAAAAUCCCAGUGAAACAUGUUGAAUUUGGGUUUUAGAAUGUAAAAUUCAAGGGGUUAUAAUUAGAGGUGUGCCGAUCAAUCGGCCACCGAUCAUAAUCGGUGAAAAAGUGUAUGAUCGGUGAUCGCCAAUCACGGUCUCUUGUUGCCGAUCACCAAAACCGAUCACAUUUAUCUCACUUCUCAGCCUGCGGGUGCAGCUGAUCUCCUCUUUCCUUCACAUUGCGCAAAGCGCGCGGCAACAAAUCCUGUCGUGUUUAACCGUGCUCUUAGGAUGUUUGGAUUUAGUAACUUGGGAUUGUUUAUUUUGAUGCAACCUUAAUCAUAUUUGACUCAUGUAUAAUUUAGGGUACAGAGAACCUUACUGUUAAAUAUUGUUUAACUGGUUGCAGGUUUUUCAGUUGUCCUUUUGACUGAGUAGCUGCUGCAUUGUGCCUGCAAGUAUGUUGCAUGUUUACGUUAAUUAGGUAAUUUUUGAAUUUUGCCAGAUCACAUAGCAGCAUUUACACCUAACGCGAAAAAUCAACAACCAAUUCAGGUGAUCGGCAGAGAUCUGCCUCAUGGGUGAUCGGUAUUGGAAUUGGCAGCAAAAAAACCUGAUCGGGGCAUCCCUAGUUAUAAUACUUCAGCAAAGCACUUGAAUAAAAUUGCACCGCACAUGAUUGUAUACAAUUCCUCUAAUGGAUGUUUGCGAUCCCUGCAUGUUGUUCCAAAUGUGGAUGUUUUGCAAAGAAUGCAGAUAUAUUUAUGGUCAUAUAUUUAUUUUCUAUUUUGUGUUGUCACAGAAGUUAAAAUCUACGAACAAUCUUUUAAGUUUUCAAUAAAAAAAACAUUGAGCCACCUCUAGAUUGGAGAAGUCUUUAAAAUGACUUUAUUCUCUUGUGGUUAUUCCAUACAGGGCACACAAUGGCAUUAUUCUAAACCCGGUCCACAACCAAAAAAAUAAAAAAAACAAACCAAACCCACCCACCGCCACCUCC
This is a messenger RNA of Xiphophorus hellerii (green swordtail), 2503 nucleotides long. RefSeq lists its product as uncharacterized. The transcript has 5 exons. Gene Ontology annotation, cellular component: cytoskeleton. Lineage: Eukaryota; Metazoa; Chordata; Actinopteri; Cyprinodontiformes; Poeciliidae. The record is from RefSeq and is a predicted model, not a curated record. Bases 232 to 1245 code for a protein of 337 amino acids.